AUGGACGCUCGGUUCUCUGAUGCCGCCGCCGCCGCUGCCGUUCCUGGCAGGCAGCAGCAUGAUUGGAUGCGAUUGAUAGCCGUCCGGGAAAAGGAACACAACAGUAUUUCUAUUUAUUUAUCAUUAGGCAGCGGUAGAAACUUCUCGCCCGCAUUUGCUAGUCUCUACCUUAAUGCUUCCGUGUGGCGAAGCAAUCCGCAGCCCACACCGCCUCUUUCCGCUGAGCCACCACCGCCGCCGGUGGUUGCUAUCUGGCACGGUAAAUACUCGGUACUAACGGUUGAUCUUUUUUCUUCCUUUUCCCGUUUGCAGGAUCGACACGUGAAAAAGAACGGCGACGGUCAGCCACUGGUGGACUCGUCCCAGGACUACGUCCUGCUGCUAGGCUAUGAGAAUCAGACGCACACGGUGCUGCGGUUCAAGCGGAAGUUGGACACCUGUGACGUGGCGUACGAUGUGCCGAUAACGAACGACACAAUGCGCGUGAUCUACAUGUACCACGACGAGGAACCGCACGGGUCCUCGUAUACCCCGGGGAGCCUGCCGGAUCCGGCGGAGGCCUUCAAGCAGGCACGUUCACUGUUCCUGACGCAGCGCGUCAAUCAGGCCCCAAUCAAGCUCGACGCCCGGAUGAAGAUCAUGGAGCUGCGCAAUCAGGAUGUCGAACUGCCGCGGGCCGACAACACCCUGCACUGGUGCAAAAUGUUCAAGCUGAGCGAUAUCAAUCGUAAACAUCAUCUGAUUAGGUACGAACCGGUCUUCGAUUCGGCUUCCAGUGUGCCGUACCUGAAUCAUAUCAUUCUGCACGAGUGCCAAGGCUCAUCGCCAGAGCUGGAAAUCAUGUCCCGGGAGAACGGACGACCUUGCUACCAGGCUGACCGAUCGAUACUGACGUGCAAUUCGAUCGUGGCCGCCUGGACCCGGGGAUCGGAGGGUUUUUCGUUUCCAACCGAGGCCGGUUAUCCGCUGGAUUCGAAUCAGGCGCGUUUCUAUUUGAUGGAGACGCACUACAGCAGCAGUGUAGAGUUUGGCGAAAGUAACACAAACUCCGUCAAAAGCAAGGUGAUGGUGGACAAUUCUGGACUGAAAAUAUACUAUACGAGUGCGUUGCGAAACCAUGAUGCAGGAGUGCUGUCCGUAGGAAUGGAUCCAAAUUGGAGGCACAUCAUUCCACCCGGGCAGGAGCACGUCGUUUCCGAGGGACACUGCGUUGGCGAAUGUACCCAGCGAGCUUUCCCAAGAGAUGGAAUCAAUAUAUUCGCUGUUAUGAUGCGGACACAUCAAAUUGGACGGCAAAUUAAGCUUCGUCAAAUUCGGUAUCGGGAGGAAUUAUUACCGAUAGCGCACGACCGGAAUACGGACUAUAACUAUCAGGAGUAUCGAAGGCUGAACUCUCCCGUUCGGGUACUUCCAGGGGACCGUCUAAUUGCCGAGUGUAUCUAUGACAGCUCGGGAAGGGCUGCGAUUACGCUGGGCGGCUUGACCACCAGAGAGGAAACCUGCCUAGUGUUGACGCUUUAUUUCCCGCGGCAAAAAGAACUGACCACGUGCCACUCAUUACCGAGCCUGCCGACUGUACUGCAUUCGCUGGGAAUUAACGAACUGGUUCCCGGCUCCAAUCCGGUCCGAAUCGCGUCCCCGGCGGAACUUUCCGGCAUGACGCUCGAGACGCGACUCAUCUCUUACGACUGGCGGAACAACUUCAAAAGUUUCCAGUACGUAACGCGCAAAGGAUCCUUCAAGCCACUCUGCUGGAGUGCGAAAAAUCAACCGCUAGCGGGCACCGAAAGUCUGGACGGCUACGCCCCGAACAUCACCAAAUCGUACAAGCUGACCAAGUCGUGCAGCUUCGUGCGGCCGGUGCCCGGAACCGGCACCGGGGGACCGAGCGUGGCCAACGUGUACUUCCAGAACCGCAACCGUUACGUCACCGAGUCGGAAACGAACGUCGAUCUGCCGCUGGUCGAGGACGACGAGCUGGACGAUAACAACGUGAUAGAGGGUGCCGCCCGCAGCAAGGUGUCCCGCAGUUCGGCCACCGAGUCGAUGGGCCUGAGCGGUGCCGGCCUCGCCGGGCUCCACUGCCAGCUCGGAGCGUAUCUGCUGUUUAUCAUCUUCCUGAACUCGUUCCGGAUAGCGUAA
Messenger RNA from Sabethes cyaneus, 2142 nucleotides. RefSeq names its product MOXD1 homolog 2-like. The record is from RefSeq and is a predicted model, not a curated record. The transcript has 8 exons. Gene Ontology annotation, molecular function: dopamine beta-monooxygenase activity; copper ion binding. Lineage: Eukaryota; Metazoa; Arthropoda; Insecta; Diptera; Culicidae. Gene Ontology annotation, biological process: octopamine biosynthetic process; dopamine catabolic process; norepinephrine biosynthetic process. Gene Ontology annotation, cellular component: secretory granule membrane. The coding region runs from base 1 to 2142 and encodes 713 amino acids.